Molecule: messenger RNA, 1298 nt
Organism: Aspergillus japonicus CBS 114.51
Lineage: Eukaryota; Fungi; Ascomycota; Eurotiomycetes; Eurotiales; Aspergillaceae
Exons: 1
Coding region: 461-1111 (216 amino acids)
Source: RefSeq, a predicted model, not a curated record
GACCACUUCAACAGCUUAGCUGAGGAAGCUGGCCUAGAUUGCUGGAACUUUCGCAGGAACAGGGUGACUCAGUGUUACGAUGCACGACUGCUGAUACCGCUCAUCCUCACCCGAACGCGGAAUGUUCAAGAAGCCUCGUUGGACUUACAAGAGGACUUCGCGUACCUUAGCUAUCUGCUGCACGCGGCAGUGAGUCCCCGGAAUCAAAGUCCUUCAAAGCCUUCCAGCAUCUCCGCAAGCUUCGACUUGUCAGCCAUCGAGGUGACUUUUAUCCUUCAGUAGCCCUCUUCUGGGUGAAGGACGUCGGGCACGUCUUCUAUCUUCCAGCGCUAGAAGAUCUGACUAUUGAUGGCAUCGGGGCUUUUAUGGCCGGUCGCCUUUUGUGUAACGGGAAGGGUCAGUCUCCCAUACGGGAACUGAGCAUUACGAUAGGCAUGUGGCCAGAAACCACGGUGACAAGAUGGGACAUUGCAACUAUCCUGCAGCAGCCGAGAAUACUAAAGCCGUUGAGUUUUACUUCAGCCAGAUCCGUAUGCCACACGAGGAUUUCGUCGAUGGCCUCUGGAAUGGUCUCCUCCACCACCGGGACACGCUGGAAAGCCUGGUGAUUGAGACGGGUUUUCCGGAGUGGACCGAUUGGCUUUCGUCUGAGAAACCGGAGGCGUACCAUCCAUGUGCCCCUCUGGGAGAAUUUCCAGGCCAAAAAGAGCUUGCAUUUAGCGAGGAUUGUCUCCAUUGCGAAACUCCUUGCUGGCAUGAAGACACCGGGACGUGGACGACCGCAGCAUUUCCUCCUAACCUGGAAACCUUGACGAUCAUGGACUGUUUCCGUGCGGAUGAAGAAGAAUUGGACUUUGAUAGCGUGCUGGGCCGGUUCGUCGAUGAAGGGCAGGAUGCCUCAAACAGAUUGAGGUCUCAACCAGGAGAUCUUACGAAGCCUUCGACUUCAACCAGACCGAAUCAGCUUGUUUGGACAAAGGGGUUCGAUUCGAACAGCGGAAUUACGGACCUGGUGGCUCUCGGGUUUCGAAAGUCAGCGAUCCCACGUCUCUUGUCGCCGAUACUCAACAGUCACAGCUCCCAGUGGAGGCAUAGAUCGAGACGGUUUUAACAAGUACAUCUAAACUAAUGCGACCUGACAAAUGACCCACGGAGGCCGUGCGACCGACGCAAAUUGGCGACUAUAAUGAAAUAAAGUACAAAUGCGAUGAUCAUGCGCCCAGCGUCACGUCAUCGUUGAAUGGAAGCCCAAGGAGGCAACGAUAAAGGUAGAUAAGAACACACGUAUAUAUACGAAU